UCCGGGCCGGAGUGCUGUCUGAGGCCGCGGCGCUAGCGGGAGCUCCUCCGGGCGGCUGGGACGAUGACGGGCCGCCGCUGUCUCCUCUCCUGGCUGUGUGCCGCAGCUGUCACCUGCGCCGUGGCGCAGCAAGCGCCCCCGUGGACAGAAGACUGUCAAAAAUCAACUUAUCCUCCUUCUGGACCAACCUAUAGAGGGCUGGUUCCAUGGUACACCAUAAAUCUUGACUUACCACCCUACAAAAGAUGGCAUGAUUUAGUGUCAGACAAGGCACCAAGGAUAAAGAUAUUAGUGAAUUCCCUGAAGAAUGUAGCAAAUGCAUUUGUGCCAAGUGGAAAAAUUAUGGAGAUGGUGGAUCAUAAGUUGCCUGGUCUACUAGGUACCCUUCCUGGCCCUUUUGAAGAGGAAAUGAAGGGGAUUGCAGAUGUGACUGAAAUACCUUUAGGAGAGAUAAUUUCAUUCAAUAUUUUCUAUGAGCUUUUUACUAUGUGUACAUCAAUAAUAACAGAAGACAAAGAAGGUCAUCUUCUACAUGGAAGAAACAUGGACUUUGGAGUGUUUCUUGGGUGGAAUGUAAAUAAUAAUACCUGGGUCGUAACAGAGGAACUAAAACCUUUAACAGUGAAUUUGGACUUCCAAAGAAACAAUAAAACCGUUUUUAAGGCUACAAGCUUUGCUGGCUAUGUGGGCAUGUUGACAGGAUUCAAACCAGGACUAUUUAGUCUUACACUAAAUGAACGUUUCAGUAUGAAUGGCGGUUAUCUGGGUAUCCUAGAAUGGAUUCUGGGAAGGAAAGAUGCCACGUGGAUAGGGUUUAUGACAAGAUCAGUUCUGGAAAAUAGUACAAGUUAUGAAGAAGCCAAGAAUAUAUUGACUAAAACUAAGAUAUUGGCUCCAGCAUAUCUUAUCCUGGGAGGCAACCAGUCUGGGGAGGGUUGUGUGAUUACACGAGAAAGGAAAGACUCUUUGGAUGUAUUUGAACUCAAUCCUAAACAGGGUAGAUGGUAUCUGGUACAAACAAAUUAUGACCGAUGGAAAAGCCCCUUCUUCCUUGAUGAUCGCAGAACACCUACACAGAUGUGUCUAAACCGCACAACCCAAGAGAACCUGUCAUUUGCAACUUUAUAUGAUGUCCUGUCAACAAAGCCUGUUCUCAACAAGCUGACAGCGUUUACAACCUUGAUUGACGUUACCAAAGGUCAAUAUGAAACUUACCUGCGGGACUGCCCAGACCCUUGUAUAGGUUGGUGAGCGCGCAUCCAGCCUACUGCUCAUGCAUUCCAAUUUGUGAAGAUGCAAUGUCCAGCAUGACUGGCUCGAGCAGCUUCCGGUCUUACCCAGGGGUUGAGAGACUCCAGGCCCAUUCUUGGUGGGUCAUGAGCAUGUCCUUUUUUGGACACCUACAACUGCAGAUUGUUUUUUGCACACAGAAAUUGAUUCUUCAUAAUUACAGGUCACUUUUUCAAGUGGAGCAAAGCAGUCAUCUAGAAUUUGCUGAAUAUCAUUUCACUAUGGCAUUUGGGGAUGGAAUGAGGAGUUAAAUCAUUGUAGGACUUACAAUGAAAAAUGAUGAAUUUUUAUUUAUUUGAAAUUAACCAAAGUUCUCUGCAGGUUAAUCCAUUGCCCUAUGGAAUGUAAAAAUAAAUAACCCACAUUAUUCAGUUUUUCA
Messenger RNA from Dipodomys ordii (Ord's kangaroo rat), 1669 nucleotides. It is a transcript of the gene Asah1, whose product is annotated as N-acylsphingosine amidohydrolase (acid ceramidase) 1. The transcript has 14 exons. Gene Ontology annotation, biological process: fatty acid metabolic process. The record is from RefSeq and is a predicted model, not a curated record. Gene Ontology annotation, molecular function: N-acylsphingosine amidohydrolase activity; fatty acid amide hydrolase activity. The coding region runs from base 64 to 1251 and encodes 395 amino acids. Lineage: Eukaryota; Metazoa; Chordata; Mammalia; Rodentia; Heteromyidae. Gene Ontology annotation, cellular component: lysosome.